Molecule: messenger RNA, 1203 nt
Organism: Lactuca virosa
Lineage: Eukaryota; Viridiplantae; Streptophyta; Magnoliopsida; Asterales; Asteraceae
Source: the annotation of a GenBank genome assembly
AUAUUUUUCUAGACCGAAUCUUGAUAAAUGGAUAGACAACUACACACCCACCUCUAUGAAGAAGACGACCCGAGACGUGAGACUCGUGUUGCCGUUAUCCAAUAACGUGUGGGCCCAUCUUCAAAAACAAAAUCAAAACACAGACUUUCAUCAUCAGUGCAAAAUUAAAGAAAUCCAUACAACCAGAAAGGGAGAAAGCUGCAAACGAUCAACCUGCGAAGAUCAGAAAACCCCCUUUUUCUCUGCUACUAGUCCAACACCCUAUCUCCACUCCUCCAUCAACUGCCAAAAAUGAGUUGAUACACCAACAUGGGUUCAUCGUUGUCUAAUUUGACCGAGUGGGGUCCGAUCGCCGGCGACGGACCGGGACUCGGUGACAUACCCGAGAGCUGCGUGGCGUGUGUUUUUUUGUAUCUUACGCCGCCGGAGAUAUGUAAUCUAGCUGGCCUCAACCGUGCUUUCCGGGACGCAGCGUCGUCGGACGCCGUGUGGGAAUCGAAGCUUCCGCAUAACUAUCAAGAUCUGCUCGACCUAUUGCCUCCCGAGAGGUACCAAAACUUGUGUAAGAAAGACGUGUUUGCUCUCCUUUCUCGCCCUGUCCCGUUCGACGAUGGCAACAAGGUAGCAUGGUUGGAUAAGGUUACUGGAAGAGUUUGCUUGUCAAUCUCCACCAAAGCAAUGUCAAUAACAGGAAUUGAAGAUCGAAGAUAUUGGAAUUGGGUUUCUACAGAAGAAUCCAGGUUCAAUAUCGUAGCAUAUUUACAACAAAUAUGGUGGUUCGAAGUCGAUGGUUCCAUAAAAUUCCCUCUCCCACCCGAUAUUUACACAUUAUCAUUUAGAAUACAUUUGGGAAGAUUUUCAAAAAGAUUAGGGCGUCGUGUGUGCUAUUUUGAACACACUCAUGGCUGGGAUAUAAAGCCCGUAAGAUUUGAUCUAUCCACAUCCAACGGUCAAGAAUCAUCGACCGAAUGUUUUUUAGAUGAUUGUGUCGCGGAUGAGGCAAAUGGUUGCCAUAAAAGGGGUUGUUGGAUAGAGUAUAAAGUAGGCGAGUUUAUUGUAACCGAGUCAAAUCCUGCAAUCGAAAUUAGGUUUUCAAUGAAGCAAAUAGAUUGCACGCACUCGAAAGGUGGAAUUUGUGUAGAUAAUGUGUCUAUAAUACCAAGUAAUCUUAAAGUGGGUAGAAGGAGAAGGGCGUUGAAGUAA